Oppiella nova is the source of this 570-nucleotide messenger RNA. Lineage: Eukaryota; Metazoa; Arthropoda; Arachnida; Sarcoptiformes; Oppiidae. The record is from the annotation of a GenBank genome assembly.
AUGGAUUUUGAUGACUCAAACGAAUCCUUUGGUUGUUGUCGUAACCCAAUGAGUAGAGCAUACAUUACAAGUGUCUGUCCUCUCAAUGAUUGUCACAAUCCUUCAAUUCUGGAAACCAUUAAACGCAACAAUUCGUCUUCGAGUCCUCGUCGACAGCCCUCCCGUCUCGACAGUAUAUGCACUGAAGGCUCUUCACAUUCCUCUCCAACUGGAGUCAAAAAAUUGAAGAAAAUCCAAACCAUUUGGUCGACAAUUAAACGCUUUUCUCCGGUCCAUAGAAUCAAGAGUUCGUAUAAUAAGAGAAAGACAUUAGAAAAGAAUCAACGCUUAUAUUCAAGUCAUCCGGAUAUAAGUUGUAAUAAUUUAGUUGUUUUGACACAAAUUGAAACUAAAAGGAGUCGCGACGACACCGAUGCCAUCACUAUAUCGAAGUCCACUCGCAAUAGGCACUCGAAUGUGAAGACAUUCUUUGUAGACAAUUCUGAUAUCAUUUUCCCCUUUUCUGAUUCAAACACUAAUCUUAACCAAAUGUCUUCAGUAGAAGCAGAUAAUAUAUUAUGUAUUACAUAA